AUGGUUGAUUCAGAGAACACAGAAAAGCCCUCCCUGCACCAAUUCGAGGAUACAUCCCUUCAGCAUUCCCCGUACAGCACUGACCUCAAGCAAGAUGGGCUAAUCGUAGAUGCGGAAGCUUCUAGCCUUGGCCCACCGACCUUUGAGGGAGUUGACGAAAAUGCCGUUCUCCGGAAGAUGGACAUUCGUCUGAUUCCCAUGCUGAGCAUGCUAUAUCUAUUGGCCUUCUUAGACCGUGGGAAUAUCGGCAAUGCAAAGAUCGAGGGGCUUGUUGACGAUCUCAAUAUGACGGGACCGCAAUACAAUUGGACUUUGACCGUCUUCUUCUUUACCUACUGCGUCUUUGAACUGCCGAGCAACCUGCUUCUGAAGAAGUUACGACCCUCCAGAUGGCUUCCCUUGAUCAUGAUUGCUUGGGGCAUUGUUAUGACCCUAAUGGGAGUUGUCAACAAUUACGGUGGAUUGCUCGCAACUCGUCUGUGCCUAGGUGUUGCAGAAGCUGGCCUGUACCCUGGUGUGGCAUACUACAUUACACUCUGGUACCCACGUCAUCGGGCACAAUUCAGACAGGCUCUCUUCUUUAGCGCCGCCAGUGUUGCCGGUGCAUUCUCUGGACUUCUUGCGUAUGGUAUCGCUAAAAUGGACGGCGUAGGUGGAUAUGCUGGCUGGCGAUGGAUUUUCAUUCUCGAAGGCCUUCUUACUGUUCUUGUGGCACUGGUAGCCCCAUUUGCGAUUCACGAUUCCCCAGAGACUGCCUCCUUUUUAACCGAGGAAGAGCGUCGCUUUGUGAUCCACAGUUUGCGGAUUCAAAACUCGGUAGACUCGCGCGAAAUUGAUCAAACGAAUGAUAAGUUUGAGAUGCGCUAUGUCAUCGAGGCUUUCACCGACUGGCAGAUGUGGCUGGGUCUAUUCAUGUACUGGGGCAUCACCUGCCCGUUAUACGGCAUUUCCCUUUUCCUUCCUUCCAUCAUCAAGGACUUAGGCUACAAGUCCUCGACUGCGCAACUCCUUACUGUACCCAUUUAUAUCACUGCAGCAGUUGUAGCUGUCAUUGCAGCGUGGGUAUCAGACAGACGCAAGGAGCGAUCGCCGUUCAUUCUCUUUUUCAUGGGCAUGAUUGGCGUCGGCUUUAUUAUCUGUCUUGCAUCUACUGGUCGUGGAGUUCCAGGUGUCAUGUACUUUGGUAUCUUCGUAGCGGUCGUCGGAAUCUACCCAGCAUUCCCCGGAAAUGUCACAUGGCUCAGUGUCAAUAUGGCAGGUGACUACAAGCGAGCCGCCGGCAUGGCGAUUUACAUUGGGCUAGGAAAUCUGGCAGGAGCUAUGUCCUCGAACUUCUACCGUGCUCAAGAUGCACCGAAAUAUAUCCUUGGCCACUCCCUUGAACUUGCCUUCGUUGUUGUGGGAAUGAUAGCGACUGUUAUUCUUCGUAUGACGUACCAGCGUAUUAACCGCAAGCGGGAUGCUAUGGAUCCUUCGGAGUAUCCUGAGAAUCCCGACUCACUGGGCGACCGCUCUCCUUUAUUCAGAUAUAUGCUUUGA
Penicillium coprophilum is the source of this 1539-nucleotide messenger RNA. RefSeq names its product allantoate permease family MFS transporter. The coding region runs from base 1 to 1539 and encodes 512 amino acids. The transcript has 9 exons. Gene Ontology annotation, cellular component: membrane. Gene Ontology annotation, biological process: transmembrane transport. Gene Ontology annotation, molecular function: transmembrane transporter activity. The record is from RefSeq and is a predicted model, not a curated record. NCBI's taxonomy places the organism in Eukaryota, Fungi, Ascomycota, Eurotiomycetes, Eurotiales, Aspergillaceae.